AUGACCAGAGGCAACAUCCGUGUGGCAAUCGCCCAAACAGCUCCUAUCGUUGCACCGGAAGGUCCAGCCAAAUUAGAAAAACCUCAUUCGACUUCCCCUUUCUCCACCAUUGAUCAGAAUCUCAUUGACGUUAUAAGCUAUGUUGAGAGAGCUGCCGCUCAAAAAGCCGAGGUGGUUAUCUUUCCAGAAUACUUUUUACAAGGUAUAGUGAACCAGAAUAGACAGUAUCUCACGUUCCCAUCGAAACACCUUUUAACAUUCCUUCGAGAUCUCGCCAAGACACAUCGUAUCGCUCUCUGUGGGACGAUCGUACAUGGUACAAGGGAAGAAGGUGCUGCUCCCAUCCCCUCAUCAUCUCCAUUCUCUCAUAUACCACUUCAUGCCAGUCACAAAUCACCGAGUAUAAGUCCAGCUCAAUUAGAAUGGGGGAAAUACCUCGAAGCUCAUCCUCUAUCGACCGAGGAAAGUGCUCAGCCUACGCUGUAUAAUACUGCUUUCUGCAUUGAUGAUGAAGGGGAGGUUGUUGGAGAGUAUACCAAGAAAAACUUAUGGCAUCCUGAGAGGGAUUACAUCACUCCGGGAGAAGAAGAUCAUAAAGUAUUUGAAACGAAAUGGGGUAAAAUAGGAAUGAUGAUUUGCUGGGAUAUGUCUCAUCCGUCUCAUGCUCAGGAACUCGCCAGUCAAGGUGCGGAUAUCAUCUUCGCUCCAACUUUUUGGUAUGCUACCGAUAGUGAACCGGCUAUACACAAAUAUGAACAUGAUCCUCAAUACGAACAUAACAUGGUUCAAUCUCUCUGUUUCGCACGAUGUGCAGAGACGGAGACGGUAUGGGUCAUGUGUAAUGCUGGUGGGGAUCCUCUUGAGGGUUUCAUGGGUGGAAGUGGUGCUUGGGUACCUCUUCGAGGAAAAGUUGCGAGCUGUGAAGUUGGACCAAAGCUCGAGGUGGUGGAUAUCGAUUUAGGUGUUUUGAAGGACUCGAGAGAGCUGUACAAGGUCAGAGAAGAUGCUGCCAAAAGAUUGUGUACAUGA
Kwoniella botswanensis is the source of this 1029-nucleotide messenger RNA. RefSeq lists its product as uncharacterized. The transcript is spliced from 5 exons. NCBI's taxonomy places the organism in Eukaryota, Fungi, Basidiomycota, Tremellomycetes, Tremellales, Cryptococcaceae. The record is from RefSeq and is a predicted model, not a curated record. Gene Ontology annotation, molecular function: beta-ureidopropionase activity. The coding region runs from base 1 to 1029 and encodes 342 amino acids.